Peronospora belbahrii is the source of this 3414-nucleotide messenger RNA. Lineage: Eukaryota; Oomycota; Peronosporomycetes; Peronosporales; Peronosporaceae. The record is from the annotation of a GenBank genome assembly.
AUGAGCAUGUCCAGCUCGAAACAAGCUGAUGCAGUGACUCUACAGCCUGACACACAGGAUGCAGAUUGCCAAGAGACACUUGUAAGCUGUCGGAUUAAAUCUCAGAUAUGGAAUUGCCAGGAAAGUGCAGCAAAAAGCGCCUUCAAGGACGAGAAAAAGGUCAGAAACGCUGCAGAGGACAAGCAGCAUUUACAGACUGAUGCAGUUGAGCCAGAGCAGGAGAAGGACGUAGAGAUGGAGCAGGAAAAAGCGCAGAGCAUACGAAGAGACGAUGAAGAGUAUAAUGUCAAUUUUAGCAGCGUGUCACCCCACGACAGCAACUUUGACUUGUUGCAGAUGAACACCGACUCGGAUUUCUCAGUGCCAAUGUCUUCACCUCAUUGCCGAGACUUUGUUCGUUCAUUCGACACGAGACUGAUGUCAGGGCCGUUAGCGUCACCCUCUUUGUCGUCAUGUGGGUCUUCUGCGCUCUGUUCUCCGUCCCGGUUCUUUAAGUCUCCCUUGAGAACGAGUAUUCAGACUUUGAAGACACCGCCGUGCCGAGAACUUACGCCCAUACGGCUGGCAACGCCGAAAAGGUUGUCGGAUACCAUCGACUUGCUUUGUCAGCAGGAAGAGAAGAAGACCAGACCAACUACGAGCGAGGAUGGAAUGGUGGCUGCUGCGACGCUUGUCGAUAUCGAACUAAAACAGGGCAAUCCACGCGAGAACGUUAUGUCUACGAGGGCUCGACUGAGAAAGGAAUCAACUGUGGCCGCACCUCCGCGCACUCCAACGCUGUCAGCAAAACAACAGCUGCUCUCUUGUUGCCAAAAGGGCGUCGUUGAUCGAACGAAGGAUGUCAAGGAGCGAGAGAUCGCUAGGGACGUUCCAAAAACACCUGCUAGAACCAGUAGUAAGGCAUACACUUCUGCCUUGAUUCUCGAUGCCGAUGAUGUCCAAUGUGUUCCCAGCGAAUUGAUGACUAGUUCAAGCGAGAAUGACUCGUUUUUUUCGUUUGUAAGUUUGCUAUCCCCACUCAUGCCCGCUGACGAGUUCGAGGACAUCCUGAUGCCAGCGAAACUUUCACCGCUUGUACCGCUCUCUUACGACCUGCCAAGACCACUUUCGCCAUAUCCCAAACAGGAACCAAGUGAUGAUCGAGGCUUAAGCUCAACAACUCACGCAUACAAUGGCACGACUUCAAUCAUCCAGACGCCAAAGAAGAAGUCGAGCCGGAAGCGAAGACAUUCAUCGACUCAAUCAUUGGCUGGAGGCGGCAUCUGCGUUCACGGAUCUGCAUCCAGAUUAAUUUCCCCAAGAUUCUUCACCGAGCCGUUCCCAAACAUUCAAGCUUUCACAAACGCAACACCAGGACAAGACGAGCGGUCAAAGCUGGGGAGUCAUAGCGUCAUGAAGAUAAAGCUCCACACGUCGUUUGGAUCCUUUUCAUCUAUGCUAGACUCGCACCCCACGCGCAAGAUUCAGACCAUCAACAAUAGCUUGAAACGGAAUAAGUACAUUCGCCGACGCAAAGGUCAGGAAGAACGUCUACAAACAUCGUUUUCCAGCAACGUUCAGCGUAAAUUGUUGCAAACCCCGGUAAAGUCGUCUGACUCUCCGCGCACUAUUGCCCGAUCCCCACUACAUCCGUGGAACGGACAAACAUCACAAGCUAGCGUCUUGAAGGCUCACACACCUCAAAAGUCAGGCGCGAUCCAGCAAACGACUAAGGUCGCUGCAGAUGAGGCACUUGCGUAUUCACCCGUAGCGCGCAGGCAAAUUUCAGCAACGGACCCAGUACCAGCGCCAGUCACACCUGUCGGCAACAAGAAAAAGCGAAAAACGUCGCAGUGUGUCUCAAUGCCCUCUUCGGUUGCAAAUAUCGUAGGAGUGAAGAUGCGAAAGUCGGUUUUGAAUGUUCGCGAGGCAGCAGUACUAGCAGCAACACCGACGAAGCAAAUCAAACAAGAGGUGACAACAUCUCCAGGCAAGCACAACAUGCUAACACCGCGAACGAUGAUAGCUUGCGAUACAAAUGACAUGGCUUCGUUCGAAAGCAGUGUGCUGCAAACACCAGCACACGUCGGAUUGUUCACUUCGCUCACGACGUCAUUGCAGUCAACAUCCAAAGCUGUACUAGGUGCUCCAUCCAUGGUGAUGCCAUCACAGGUGUCCAAGAAGGCCUCGUGCAACUGCAAGAAGUCCAAGUGUCUGAAACUGUACUGCGAAUGCUUUCGCCUUGGAGAAUAUUGCGACGAAAGCUGCAAUUGUCACGAUUGUGCCAACACUACCAAGACAGAGGCGGUGCGGCAGCAAGCUAUUGCAUCGCGGUUGGAAAAGAAUCCAAACGCGUUCAAGCCAAAGAUCGGCGCUACACCUGCCGCAGUAACAUCGACGUCGGAGAAUGCUCAUCGCUUGUCGGUUGGUACAUCUAGCAGUAGCCAUGUUUCCAUCGGCUCCUUAAUGUCGCCACCUGGUCAGACGAGCUUUCAACAGCAGCAGCGGAUUUUAGGUGCGGGCGUAGCGACCAUAAAGAUGCACAAGCAUGGAUGUCAUUGCAAAAAGUCAGCUUGUCAGAAGAAGUACUGCGAAUGCUUUCAGGCGGGAGUGCGCUGUGGCGACAACUGCCGAUGCAUCGAGUGUAAGAACCAGAUAUCGUGCGUAGCGCAUGGAAACGGCGUUGCAAUAGCGGAAUCAGCAUUGGGCGGUGCCCCGACGCGCAUUGCAAACGAGCUCGACGAGACCUUUGUAUCGCCAGUUCUUCAGGGCGUUAGACAGCGGAUGCGCAUUGACCGCGAAACUUGGAGGGAGAACUUCUCGUCGCCAUUCAAGUCCUCUCCAAAACGAAAACGAGAUCGAACAGAGUGGUCGCAGUCGAAGCUGCUUGCAUCAAGAAAUGCUGGUGUGACUGGAGCCCGGGUGAGAACAGUACCGUUCGCGUCCGAAUCUACGCCUCCAGUAAAGAGCCAAAGUGGUGCCAGGCAGUCUCGUGGAAUAUUGUCACCGAUUAGAGGACAAUGUGACGAACAGCGAGGUGGCAACAGUAAAGCCACCGACACUCUAAUGUCCCCAAAGGAGCGCGAGCUACAGCAACACCAUUGUGCUGACAGAAUCGACGACAAAACUGUCGGAAAAGCUGCGUUAUCAGCUGUAGUUCGAUCAUCAUCACCCGGAAUCGAACGAGUCUUUGUCCUGCCGCUAUUUGGAUCAAAACUUGUUCCGUUGGAGAACGGCGUGAGUGCAAAAAUCUUUUGCUUCCUCACAAACGCUGACCUGCAUAAUGCAAGCUUGGUGAAUCAUCUCUGGAAUCAAGUUGCUCUUGGUGACACCGUCUGGGACCACGCCAACUAUAUCUCAACGAAAGUAAAUGCUGCAGCCGGGCGAUGUUCACCAAAGAAAACAACUGGAGGCUCUGAUGAUGCUAGAAUCUAA